This is a messenger RNA of Cylindrotheca closterium, 936 nucleotides long. The record is from the annotation of a GenBank genome assembly. Lineage: Eukaryota; Bacillariophyta; Bacillariophyceae; Bacillariales; Bacillariaceae.
AUGCCUCGAAAACCUGCCAAACUCUCCAAUACAUAUGUGCCUCUUCCAGCAAUAAAAAAGGAGGACAACACAGCCGACCAAACGUCAGCGACAAUUCGCAAAGACAACCGAAGUCAUUCUGAACUCCGUCCACUUUGUCUGGAAACGAGCAUUCUGUCGGCGCAGCUUACUACUACUAACAUCAUUUCUCUUGGAGGAUCUGCUACUGGGUAUGGCAAAUGUUUGGGAUCGUCGCUGGUCGAAUUGGGACACACCAAAGUCUUGUGCGAAGUCAAUACCGCUCCUACCGGCACGGUCGAUCAAGGAAGUCUCCAAUGCCAAGUCCAGUUUGCCAAGCACAUGGGAAAGAAUGCCAUUUUGCAACGACUCCACAUGGUAUCACCUCUCGAUUCUGCGACAGAGGCCUUUUCGAUUGGAAAAUUGCAAAAUGCCACGACUCAAAUGGAAGCCGACUUGUCACAAGAAUUGACGAUUGCCUUGCAACCCGUUUUGGAUCCCUAUUUGUUUCGGAUCCCAAAGUGUGCCAUUUUGGUGCAAGUGACGGUUUUGCAAGAUGAUGGAAGUGUUCUUUCAACGUGCAUUGGAGCUGCCACCCUAGCCUUGAUGGAUGCCCAAGUGGAAAUGACAGACUUGGUCACGAGUUGCACCGUGGCCGUUCUCAAUAUAUCAUCCUCCGAAGAAGAAAAAGAAGGAGAAGAAUGCAUCUUUUUAGCCGACCCCACUCAAGAAGAAAUGAUACAAGCACAAGCGGUCAUUGUCUUGGCCAUGACACCGAAUCACAAGGAAGUCACCUUGUGGCGACAGUCUGGUCGAUUGACCUCGGAUAUGGCCAAUCAAGCCGUUGAAUUGUGUCGGAGUGGAUGCCGGACCAUGCACAAGUUUUUGAGAGAAGUAUGGGUGGUUUCUCCUAUAGCAGCAGGAGCACCAAAUCCAUAA